Molecule: messenger RNA, 1344 nt
Organism: Olea europaea var. sylvestris
Lineage: Eukaryota; Viridiplantae; Streptophyta; Magnoliopsida; Lamiales; Oleaceae
Product: GDSL esterase/lipase At5g03610-like
Exons: 5
Coding region: 87-1175 (362 amino acids)
Molecular function (GO): hydrolase activity, acting on ester bonds
Source: RefSeq, a predicted model, not a curated record
UGAAGCCCUUUAUAUACAUAUACUAUGUCAAAGCUCAACACACUAUACGGAUAUCUCUCUAAACUUUCAAUUAAACAAUCUCUUCAAUGGAAUUCUUGAUUCUCUUCUUCCACUGCUUUCUCCUCACCACAGGAUAUUUAGGUGUCCAAGGUUCAUCUCCUCACCACCACCACUUCCAUGAGCAUAACCUCCACGAAAAUCAUCAACGAUAUAGCUUUCGACCCACAAAGCUAUUUGUAUUCGGGGACUCAUAUGCUGAUACAGGGAAUGUUAAAAAGUCUUUAGCAAAUUCUUGGAAAGAACCUUAUGGAAGUACUUUUCCCGGCAAGCCUGCCGGCCGUUUCUCCGAUGGGCGUAUUCUCACUGAUUACCUAGCGACAUUCUUGGGACUGAAGUCUCCAGUAGCCUACAAAUGGAGGAAUUUGCGAAAGCAAAAAUGGAAUUAUGGGAUGAACUUUGCCUAUGGUGGGAGUGGUGUGUUCAAUACUUUUGGAGAUUUGUUACCAAACAUAAGCACCCAAAUUGAUUUCUUUGAGAAACUCAUCAAUGAUUCAGUCUACACCAAAUGGGAUUUACAAUCUUCUGCAGUUCUUGUGAGUCUAGCAGGAAAUGAUUAUGCUGCCUAUUUAGCAAAUGGUGGCUCUUUCCAGGGUUUGACGAGCUUCAUGUCUAAGGUGAUUGAUCAACUCGCGGUGAACUUAAAAAGGGUCCAUGGAUUGGGAGCAAGAAAAAUAGUUGUGACAUCUUUGCAACCACUGGGGUGUCUUCCACGAAGCACACGAAUGUUGUCAUUCCAAAAAUGCAAUGAAACUGAAAAUAUAGCUGUGAAUUAUCACAAUCUCCUAUUGCAGCAGGCUGUGGUAAAGCUGAACAAUGAAACAAGAAAUUGUGCAAUUUUCAUUGUUGAUCUCUACAGCUCUUUCACAAGUGUAAUCCAGCACAAACGAGAUUAUUUAGGAAAUAUGAAGUUCAAGACUCCAUUGAAGCCAUGUUGUAUGGGCAAGAACGACGGCUAUCUCUGUGGAAGUGUAGACGACAAAGGAGCUAAAAUGUAUACCGUGUGCAAUGAUCCAACAUCUGCGUACUUCUGGGAUAACGCACAUCCCACACAGGCAGGAUGGCAUGCGGUAUUUGCGACAUUGAAAUCUAGCUUUGAUCACAUUUUUAAAUAUUAGCCACUCUCUGAAAUUUUAUGAAAGUGUCUUUGCUAGUGGUUGUUUGGACUUCAAAUAUGUCCUCAAAUCGUAGCAUUCUUGUGUAGACUGUGCACAAAAUAAUAGUUAGGUUAAUGGACACAAGUGUUCAACCUGCCGCUUUUAAUAAAUAGGGAAAGAUUAGAAGAAA